AUGGUGUGUGCGAAACUGGGCAUAUUCAUAAAUCAUGUGAUGACCCAGCCGAUCGAAGAAUCGUCGCCACGGAUGCAUGUUGAUAUCGAGUUUUCAGAAACGCAGCCCGUUUUGUCAGCGGAAAAGAGUGCAGGUGUUGAAAUGAAGCUGUCGACAACCCUUGGACAAAUGGAAACCUACACGUCUCAGGUAGCUGUCCUGGAGGCUGCGUCUACGGACGAUCAGAUUAAUUCGUCCGUCGAGCUAAAAACGCUGCGCGAGGCAUUCAGCGCGCAGUUGAAGGAAAGGGACCAUCAAAUUGUCGGUUUGACGAAACAAAUCACUGAAAAAGAACACGUGGUUGAUCAGACUCGCUACAAACUAGAAUUAUCUAUGAACGAAAUCAAACAGCUGACUGAAAAACUGCGGUUAAGUGAGAAAGCUUUGCAAGAUGCACGCGAUUUUGAGAAGGCGAAGUUCGAUUCUUUAACUACAACUAUAAGCGACUUACAGACUCGUCUUGUUGUGGCUGAGCACGGAAGCUCUCUUCUUGAAGAUAUGGUGAAGCGGUUGGAAGCCGAGUGCAGUGACCUGACAAAUAACCUGAAUAAGGUUUCAGAAGAAAACCUGAAGAUGUCUGUUGAGGCCGUGCGACAACAGGGCUCUUUUGCUGCGGAAAAGGAGACUUGGACGAUCAGGGAAUCGCACCUGUUAAAAAAAUCAGAGAAAGAAGAACGUAACAUUGCGUCAAUGCAAAUAAAAAACGACCGUCUCUACAGCGACGUACAUGAAACUCUGCGUGAUAUGAAUUCGCUCCAAAAAUUUUUAAAAGACUUCGCAUCUGCCGGUGAAACGCACCAAACGGUGGACCCAAAAGUGUUUAUGUCUUUGCACGACAAGAUCCACCGUUCUGUGACAAAGAUUGUGGAUACUUUGCAAACAGAUCAUUUCAAAAUGCACAGUGACGCCUUUUUCCAAGAAAUGGACGUUGGUAUAUUACAGAAAAGUCAAAUCGCACGAUUGCAGGCUGAUAUCUUCAUUUUGAAGAGAGAACUCAAUACCGUGACGAGUCAUCUUAACGCUCGUGUCGAGGAUGCCGCCAAAAUUAACGCUGAUGUGCAGGUUCAGUUAGCGAAGGUACGAAAGCUAGAGCUUUUGGAACAGCAGUACAAGACUUUAGGGGAUAGCAAAUGUGAGCUGGAAAAGCGCCUCUGCGCCGAGAGAAGAAAGGUUGCUGAACUUCAACAACAAUUGGAUAGCUUGGCUGGCGAAUCAGAUCGCGUAGCGUCGUCAAAGGCCCGCUACGGCGAGCUGGCGCCAGGCGAUGAAUCAGUCAAAACUUUGCCGUCGAGCGCGAAAGAAAACAAAGAACUGCGGAGUCUGCCCGUCGAUCUGUCUGCGGCAGAGGCAGUGCUAAAAAACAUAAUCGAUGCAGCGGACAAUGCGGAGAAGAAAAUACAGCCUUUAAACGAUAACUGGAUAAAAAUAAGACAAAAAGUGAACGACUUUCAGAAGAAGUUUCAAGAACAGAGUGAAACUCCUCAGACAUCUACGAAAGCGGAUGAAUACCUUUCCGGCAUGAGACUAAAGGUCCAGACUCUUGGUCGCUUAGCGCAAGAUGGUUUAGCUCCGUUAACUGAAGCCAAAACUGAACUGGAGAAGAUCAUGAAUUCGUUGAGUGACAGCAUGAACAGCCGCGUGUUAACACUAGUUCAGCGUUAUACUACUCUGGUUGAAGAUGUCCGAAAUGUAAACAACCAGAUACAUUCCAUCCUGGAAGAUAAGGCUGCGUUCGAGACACAACAUCGUGAACUUAAGGUUUCAUCUGUCUCUAACGCGACCCCUGUGCAGCUCGUCCCCGCAAUGCCUGCCGCUACCCUCGCUACCUCCGUCAGUAGGUCUUUGAAUUUGGCGCAGCAACCGCGUAGACUUAUUUCGAAAAGGCCUUUGUCGCGCCCUCCGCUAACCGUUGUCAGCGUCAAACCGCUAUCAUCCGCCGGUACUGCGCAGAUCCACAGCGAUAGCAGCGUACCUGACCAAAGCGGCCAAACUGGUCUUGCCAUAGCAACGUCCAUCUCCAUGCAAGCUACCUCUUCCAUAUCAAGUAGCAGUCAGCAGCAGCCACCAUCGAAGCUUCGCCGAGUGGUUGUCAUUUCACAUACCGAAGCUCAAGACUUCGUCAGUGGCAGUUGUGACGACAGAAGCGACGAUAUUACCAGCAGUGAAACGACGACAGCAUCAAACACCAGGAGGAAACUACGACUUCGCGCCGUGGAUGCUGAAGAUGCAAAACGCCGUUGCCUGAAUUCCUCCGAACAGGUUACCACUAGUGGCGAUCAAGGAACGUCCGCAUCCGUAAUAUUUCGUUCAGGCUCAGGAGGCGAAGAUCAUUCUUCAGCCAGCCAAGCGGUUGUAAAUUCGAGUUUAGAUGACAAUGACAGUAGCGGUGUGAUGUGUACUGAAGAAGUUUUUCAACGGCGCGAUGACACUGAGCCUGAAAGCACCGAGCAGGAGAAUUGUUUCCAGGGCAGCACUAUGUCGCAACCAAAAAUCGUUGAUGCAGAGGCUGAAAUACGUCGACAGAUGCCAGUGGCGACAGGUCAUAAUGUUCAGUGUAGCAGCGAAAGAAGCAUCGCAAAGCGUUCGCGACCGCUGAUCCGCCGAUCUAAUGGCAGCAUGGCGGCAUCAGUUCACCUUCCGAAAUUAAUCUCAGCCUCAGUGGCCGAUUCCAAGCCUCGAAUCACCGGCAGCUCAUCGUCUGACUUUGGGGAACACGAUGGUACAGAGGCUGCAUCGAGCAGCACCGCUGCCAGUGAUCAACCGCAGCCAUCUCGCCUGUCCCUGGAAUGCGAAGAAUUUGAAGUCAUUACAGAUACGAAACAGCCCAUUCACGGAAAUGAGGAAGGCUCUGAAGCACUGCCGGCAAAAAGUAGUGCGGAUCAAGUUCGAACAAUUCAAGAUACGAUGAAGCCUGAGCCUUCCACUUCACAAUCCAAAGGCCUUGAUUCAACAAACGACACCAGUGACGUCGGACCAUCUACUUCGAAGCCGAAAGCUAUUCGCAUUAAGAGGCCAAUUGUUUGGUCGCCUCCUGCAGACUCGCCGACAGCUGCGUCGGAUAUUACCUCCUUUUCGGGUUCGUGGCGUCGUUCCGGUGUACGGCAGCCGUUCCGCGACUUUCGACGCGGUAAUUCUAUAAAUCUUCGCAAGCGCGGAUCAAGACGAUCCGGAUUCCGAUACUUUUGA
Soboliphyme baturini is the source of this 3225-nucleotide messenger RNA. Lineage: Eukaryota; Metazoa; Nematoda; Enoplea; Dioctophymatida; Soboliphymatidae. The record is from the annotation of a GenBank genome assembly.